Lizanozyma spartinae is the source of this 2781-nucleotide messenger RNA. It is a transcript of the gene SSY1, whose product is annotated as Ssy1p. The transcript has a single exon. Gene Ontology annotation, molecular function: amino acid transmembrane transporter activity. Gene Ontology annotation, biological process: amino acid transmembrane transport. The coding region runs from base 1 to 2781 and encodes 926 amino acids. The record is from RefSeq and is a predicted model, not a curated record. Gene Ontology annotation, cellular component: membrane. Lineage: Eukaryota; Fungi; Ascomycota; Pichiomycetes; Serinales; Debaryomycetaceae.
AUGGUUGAUCCGGGGUUCUUUAGACAUCUGCGAGCUAAUUAUAAUGCUGACGAGGAAGACCUCGAAGAUGAUAGUUAUGAGGAUAACUACAGCAAUAAUAAUAGUGAAACAUCCUCCUUGAACAAACUCAGAGACAUGUUUCAUGGAAAACUACAAUCCACAAGGCAGAAAAGUGAGAUCAAAUCUAAUGACCAUGUAACCUUUACCAACCACGAUGAUUACGAUAACGACACUAAUAACUAUAAUACUGAUGACUACAAUGAACUCGCAUACGAAGACAGAGAUUAUGAAUACGAUGACAUAGGUAAUUCUAUCCUGAUAGACUUCCAGCGAUCAUCCAAACAACAUGUAGCUUCUGAUGUUAAUAAUUCAUCGCAUGCCAUACUGUUUGGUGAAGAAUCUGGUUCGCUGAUAUUACAGUUUACGAAUUCCGGCUCUAGCCUUCUACUCACACUGCAUGGUAAACUUACUCUGAAUAGUAGAGUGAUGGAUUUUGGGGGAGAAGGAGAUGGUGGAAUAGAACAAUACCGUCUCAACAAAAGAUUGAGUCUUGAACUGUCGAUUCUUGAUGAGAUCCAGCAUAACUUACCUGAAAAUGAACGGUUCAAAUAUUUGGAGACUUACCAGAAACUUUACAAACGAAAGCACCAUGAAGAAAACCGAGGAGACAACGAUUCAGUUUUCCAAUUAUCUCAUCUUAAUGACUUUGAUCGUUAUGUGAAACAAACAGAAUUAAACGAACUGAUUCAACAGGCCCUACGUGACUCUGGAAGAGAAAACAUUCUUAACGUUAUACCAGAGAAUGAGUUGAAUCAUCGGUUUACUUGGGAGGAUACAAAACAUAGGAAGCAGAAUGGGAAAGGACUACCUACGUUAGAUGUGGAGAAGAUCAAAAAGCCUUCGAAUAUAUGGUAUAAUCGAGACUCGAAGAAGAAUUCUGGAGUUAAUGAUAUUGAAGAGCUUUAUUUCAAGCAUUCCAACUCUGACGAUACAAAUUCAAUGUAUGAACAACAACUGGGAGAAAAGAUGAAACAUAGACAUACUUUAAAGCGGAAAUUAAAGGUUCGACAUCUUCAAAUGAUUUCUCUUGGAGGGACAUUAGGUGUUGGACUUUUAUUAAAUAGUGGCAAGGCUAUUACUAUUGGGGGAGGGUUAGGUGCUGUUCUUGGAUUUACCAUAACUGGUAUCAUUGUCGUAGCCUCUAUUGUUUCAUUCUGUGAAAUGGUGUCAUUCGUUAGUAUUGUGGAUGGUGUAUCCGGGUUAAGUUCUCGUUUUGUAGAUGACGCAUUUGGGUUUGCGGUUGGGUGGCUUUAUUGGUCAAGCUUCGCUAUAGGACUUGCAGGAGAAAUCGUGGCCAGUGUGAUAAUGUUAACCUUCUAUUCCAACUUGAAGAUAUUGGAGCAUAAGGGUACUAUGAUUGCGUUUGUCAUAUUGUUUUUAGGAUUUGUCGUUGGAGCAAAUUUAAUGGAUGUGGAGUAUUAUGGAGAAAUUGAAUACUUUUCUGGUCUAAUAAAAGUCAUAAGUAUUUUGCUGUUGACGAUAUUGAUGAUUGUUUUGAAUAGAGGGGGGUUAAAUAAUGAAGUCAUUGGCUUCAAAUAUUGGGAUCAUUCUCAACUGGAUUUUGAGAAUGGGUUAAUUUAUGGACCCUUUCGACCUUCGUUUAAUUUGAAUGAUAAUGUUAUCGGAAGCACUGGUCUUCAUGGUGGGAACUUGGGAAGAUUUCUUGCGGUGAUUGUUGCUUGUUUGACCACUUGUUAUGCUUAUAGUGGAACAGAAAUUGUUUGCAUUGCAGCAUGUGAAGCCAAUAAUCCAAGGAAGGCUCUUCCCUCGGCAACCAAAAGAGUAUUUUUCAGAGUGCUUAUAUUCUACAUUCUUGCAUCAUUUGUGGUUUCGCUUAAUCUUUAUGCUGGAGAUCCACGUUUAUUACGAUACCGAUCUCAUGCCCAUGGAAGUGAUACGGAGUAUUAUCAUACUUUAGUUGGGCUUUUAGGAGGAGAUAAGUGCAAUACCGAUUACAAUUCGAAGUUAUUUGCUGGGUUUUCCAAUGGUUCGCAAUCACCUUGGAUUGUUGCUUUGCAAAGUAUAGGGGCAUGUAAUGGAUCAGGAGUUGUCAAUGCCCUUUUAGUAUUCUUUGCUGUUACCUGUGGGACAUCACAGAUCUACGUUAGUUCUAGAACAGUCUACUCAAUGUCGUUACAAGGUAAAGCACCUAAGAUCUUGAGUCGAUGCAAUAGAUUUGGUACCCCCUAUAUGGCAGUACUUUUCCUGUCACUGUUUGGACUAUUGGCCUUCUUUUGUGUUAGUGAAACCGCUACUCAAGUGUUUCAAUAUUUGAGUAGUUUUGUCGCCUCUCUGGGAAUCAUUGUUUGGUGUGGCAUGUCGUUAUCAUUCAUUAGAUUUUACUAUGGCUUACAGAGAAGACCAGACAUUAUGUCCAGAGACGAUAAGAGUUACCCUUAUCGAUCUCCCUUCCAACCGUAUACCGCGAUAGUUGGGUUUGUGGGUACGGCGAUCAUUGUACUUUCAAUGGGGUUUGUUGUUUUCCUCAAGGGUGAAUGGGAUGUUUUAUUUUUCUUUACCAGUUAUGGAACUUUAUUCCUCUUUAUUAUUUUGUAUAUUGGUUAUCGAGUGGUUAAAGGAGCUCGAAUGAGGAAUUUGGAAUCGUUGGAUUUCGACCUGGGAAGACGGGAAAUGGAUAGGUACCUUUGGGACGGAGGUCGUGAGUAUAACAUUCGGAGCUUUAAGGACAUUUCUCAUAAGUUACUAGGAUUUUUUGCGUAA